UGGGGCUGGCAUCUUCUCCUGGAACUGUUUCCAGUGGACCUGGGCCCGACUGGAGCCCCAGCUGGCAUUCCUGAGAACUUCUCCCUGACAGGCAAUGCUCCAGUAGACCCCAAUGGCGUUUCUUCCUGGCCUAGAAAUGCUUGUCCCCAAGAAGAAGAGAGCCAUGGCCAGCCUCGGAGGGAACGCUGUGGCCUGCCUGCUCUGGAUGCUGCUGCUGUGGGCUGGGGACGGCGGCUGCCAGGCCCAGCGGGCAGGUUGCAAAACCGUCCACUACGAUCUGGUCUUCCUCUUGGACACCUCCUCCAGCGUGGGCAAGGACGACUUUGAGAAGGUGCGGCAGUGGGUGGCCAACCUGGUGGACACCUUCGAGGUGGGCCCCGAUCGCACCCGCGUGGGGGUUGUGCGCUACAGCGACCGGCCCACCACGGCCUUCGAGCUGGGCCGCUUUGGCUCCCGCGAGGAGGUCAAGGCGGCCGCGCGGCGCAUCGUGUACCACGGCGGCAACACCAACACGGGCGACGCACUGCGCUACAUCACCGGCCGCAGCUUCUCCGCGCGGGCCGGCGGCCGCCCCGGGGACCGUGCCUUCAAGCAGGUGGCCAUCCUCCUGACCGACGGCCGCAGCCAGGACCUGGUGCUGGACGCGGCGGCGGCCGCCCACCGCGCCGGCAUCCGCCUCUUCGCCGUGGGCGUGGGCGAGGCGCUGAAGGAGGAGCUGGACGAGAUCGCCUCGGAGCCCAAGUCCGCCCACGUCUUCCACGUGUCCGACUUCAACGCCAUCGACAAGAUCCGCGGCAAGCUGAGACGCCGCCUGUGUGAAAACGUGCUGUGCCCCAGUGUCCGUGUGGAAGGAGAUCGUUUUAGGCACACCAACGGAAAAACCAAGGAAAUCACAGGUUUUGACCUGAUGGAUUUGUUCAGUGUGAAGGAAAUCUUGGGAAAGAGAGAGAACGGAGUGCAGAGUUCCUAUGUACGGAUGGGAUCCUUCCCCGUGGUGCAAAGGACCGAGGACGUGUUCCCCCAAGGUUUGCCUGAUGAAUACGCUUUUGUCACAACCUUCCGGUUCAGGAGAAUGUCUCGGAAGGAGGACUGGUAUAUCUGGCAGGUCAUCGACCAGUACGGCAUCCCACAGGUCUCCAUCCGGCUGGAUGGCGAGAACAAGGCAGUCGAGUACAACUCUGUGGGCGCCAUGAAGGAUGCCGUUAGGGUGGUCUUCCGGGGUCCCAGGGUCGAUGACCUCUUUGACCGGGACUGGCACAAGAUCGCCCUGAGCAUCCAGGCCCAGAACGUGUCCCUGUACAUCGACUGUGCACUGGUGCAGACGCUGCCCAUUGAGGAGCGGGAGAACAUCGACAUCCAGGGCAAGACUGUGAUCGGCAAGCGCCUCUACGACAGCGUGCCCAUCGACUUCGACCUGCAGCGGAUUGUGAUCUACUGCGACUCGAGACACGCGGAACUGGAGACUUGUUGCGAUAUCCCCUCGGGUCCGUGCCAGGUGACUGUGGUGACAGAACCUCCGCCUCUGCCCCAGCAGCCUCCCACCCCAGGCAGUGAACAGCUUGGGUUUUUGAAGACCAUCAACUGCUCCUGUUCAGCUGGAGAAAAGGGUGAAAAGGGCUUUGAUGGCCCCAUGGGACUUCCUGGUCCAAAGGGAGACACAGGAGCCAUUGGGCCUGUUGGCGCUCCUGGACCCAAGGGAGAGAAAGGUGACGUGGGCAGAGGACCUUUUGUCCAAGGAGAAAAGGGGGAAAAGGGUUCCCUGGGCCUGCCCGGCCCCCCUGGGAGAGACGGCAGCAAAGGCAUGAGAGGAGAGCCGGGAGAGCUGGGGCUGCCUGGUGAAGUGGGCAUGCGGGGGCCCCAAGGACCACCUGGAUUGCCUGGACCUCCUGGACACGUUGGAGCUCCCGGUCUCCAAGGAGAACGAGGUGAAAAGGGGACUCGAGGAGAAAAGGGGGAGCGAGGCCUGGAUGGAUUCCCUGGGAAGCCUGGGGAGACAGGAGAGCAGGGAAGGCCUGGCCCUCCUGGCGUGGCAGGGCCCCAGGGAGAGAAGGGUGACGUGGGGCCUGCAGGACCUCCUGGAGUACCGGGCUCUGUGGUGCAGAGAGAAGGCCUGAAGGGAGAGCAGGGAGCUCCGGGACUGAGAGGUCACCAGGGCCCACCUGGUCCACCAGGAGCUCCGGGUCUAAUGGGCCCAGAAGGCAGAGAUGGACCUCCUGGUUUACAAGGUCUCCGAGGGAAGAAGGGUGACACGGGACCGCCUGGAAUCCCUGGAUUGCUGGGACCGCAGGGCCCCCCAGGACCACCUGGUGUCCCAGGCCCCCCCGGACCUGGAGGCCCUCCGGGUUUACCUGGAGAGAUCGGCUUCCCAGGCAAACCUGGGCCUCCCGGGCACGCGGGACCACCUGGAAAGGAUGGGCUGAAUGGACCACCAGGCCUGCCAGGAUCCAAGGGAGAGCCGGGAGAAAGAGGGGAGGACGGUCUGCCUGGAAAACCUGGCCUCAGGGGUGAAGUCGGGGAGCAGGGCCUGGCAGGCCGACCUGGAGAGAAGGGAGAAGUGGGCCUCCCUGGUCCUCCGGGCUUCCCGGGUGUGCGGGGAGAGAAAGGAAACCCUGGAGAAAAAGGUGAACUGGGACUUCCAGGACUGAAAGGUGACCGAGGUGAAAAGGGUGAAGCCGGCCCUGCAGGUCCCCCUGGGUUACCUGGAACUACACCCCUGUUCACACCACACCCAAGAAUGCCAGGAGAACAAGGGCCAAGAGGAGAGAAGGGCGACCCGGGUGUGCCUGGAGAACCGGGACCACCGGGCCAUCCUGGAGAAUCAGGGCCUCGGGGACCCACGGGACCACCGGGUGCCAAGGGACAGGAAGGCGUGCACGGGGCUCCCGGAGCAGCUGGAAACCCUGGUGCUCCUGGACUUGUCGGUCCCCCUGGCCCGAGUGGCCCCCCAGGAAGUGUGGGCCCCCCUGGCCUCAGAGGACCCCCUGGGAAAGAUGGGGAGCGUGGUGAGAAGGGAGCAGCGGGUGAAGAAGGGCGCCCCGGGCCAGCUGGCCCCAGGGGAGAUCCUGGGGCUCCAGGGCUCCCUGGGCCACCUGGAAAAGGGAAGGACGGAGAGCCGGGACUACGUGGAUCACCUGGACUGCCUGGACCCCUUGGAACCAAGGGGGACCGCGGUGUACCUGGGAUCCCUGGUUCUCCUGGCAGCCAUGGUGACCCCGGCAUUGGGAUUGCAGGCCCUCCCGGCCCUUCCGGACCACCAGGAGAAAAAGGUCCCCCGGGCUCACGAGGCUCACCUGGAUUCCCUGGCCCCCAGGGACCAGCUGGCCAGGAUGGGGCACCAGGAAACCCAGGAGAAAGAGGGCCUCCUGGCAAACCAGGCCUCUCUUCACUACUGUCUCCAGAGGACAUAAAUCUCUUGGUUAAGGAUGUGUGCAAUGACUGCCCUCCUGGACCCCCAGGCCUCCCAGGUCUGCCGGGUUUUAAAGGGGACAAAGGUCUCCCAGGAAAGCAAGGGAGAGAAGGCACGGAAGGGAAAAAGGGAGAUGCUGGGCCCCCGGGCCUCCCCGGCCCCCCAGGAAUAGUUGGACCACAGGGAAGUAAAGGAGAACCUGGUACAGAUGGUGAGGUUGGACAGAAAGGUGAUCAGGGUCAUCCUGGAGUUCCAGGUUUCAUGGGGCCCCCCGGAAACCCUGGACCACCGGGUGCAGAUGGAAUUGCGGGAGCUGCUGGACCACCAGGAAUCCAAGGGCUACCUGGAAAAGAAGGUCCUCCUGGUCCUGAAGGCCCCUCUGGAAUUCCUGGAAUCCCAGGAGAAGAAGGCAAAGAGGGCAGAGAUGGAAAACCAGGUCCCCCUGGAGAGCCGGGCAAAGCAGGAGAGCCGGGUCUACCAGGACCAGAGGGUGCCCGAGGCCCACCUGGCUUCAAGGGACACACAGGUGAUGCUGGCACACCUGGUCCCCGGGGAGAGCCUGGUGCCAUGGGGCCCCCUGGCCGGGAAGGGUCACCAGGAAAAGAUGGUGAUACUGGACCCACAGGGCCACAGGGUCCCCAAGGACUAAGGGGCCCACCGGGUAAGAACGGCUCGCCGGGAUCUCCAGGAGACCCUGGCCCCCCAGGGAACCCCGGCCAGAAAGGAAGCAAAGGAGAAAAUGGCAGCCCAGGACUUCCUGGCUUCCUGGGUCCCCGUGGGCCUCCGGGAGAACCAGGAGAGAAGGGCGUCCCUGGAAAGGAGGGGGCCCCUGGUAAGCCUGGAGAGCCUGGAUCCAAAGGAGAACAGGGAGAUCCUGGCAUCAAAGGUGACAAAGGACCUCCAGGUGGAAAGGGCCAGCCCGGGGACCCUGGAAUCCCAGGCCACAAAGGCCACACAGGCCUGAUGGGCCCCCAAGGACCACCUGGGGAGAACGGACCAGCUGGGCCCCGGGGGCCUCCAGGGCAGCCAGGAUUUCCAGGACUGAGGGGCGAGUCUCCAUCCAUGGAAACCCUGCGGCGGCUUAUUCAAGAAGAGCUUGGGAAGCAGCUGGAAACCAAACUCGCGUACCUCCUGGCCCAGAUGCCCCCGGCACACAUGAAGUCAUCUCAAGGCAGGCCUGGGCCCCCAGGUCCCCCUGGAAAAGACGGACUUCCCGGCCGGGCGGGCCCCGUGGGGGAGCCAGGCCGACCUGGGCAAGGGGGUCUGGAAGGACCCUCUGGACCUAUAGGUCCCAAAGGUGAACGAGGAGUCAAAGGUGACCCAGGUGCACCUGGAGUUGGCCUUCGAGGCGAGAUAGGACCCCCUGGAAUCCCAGGCCAACCCGGGGAACCUGGUUAUGCUAAAGAUGGACUCCCUGGGACCCCUGGCCCUCAAGGGGAGACAGGACCAGCUGGACAUCCUGGCCCCCCAGGCCCACCUGGCCCCCCUGGCCAGUGCGACCCAUCCCAGUGUGCCUACUUUGCCAGCCUCGCUGCCCGGCCGGGCAAUGUGAAGGGCCCCUAGAAGAUUCCAGAAAGCCAGACUGCGGUGGAUUGCUGAAACUUGAACUCAGAGCCCGAUGGGAAGCCAGAGGUCUUGAAACAUUUCAGCCAUGUGUCUCUUUUGCUUUUUUUCUUUUUGUUUUUCUUUUAUUUUCUCAAGAGACCUCAAAAUUAUUAAAUCCAACAGAUGCUGCCGGUCGGUCGGAUUAUUAUUAAUAUUAUUAUCGUUAAUUAUUAUUAUUUCAUAUGCCGAUGCUUUGUGCGUUGUUUCCUGUUCCUCUAAAGUUGGGAAAACUUGAUUUGUGGAGCAGGUGAUUGUUUCCUCCUUCUUCUGUCAGCCCCCGUCUGAAAUGUAACUGCUCAUUUUAAGGAAACUCUUGGUGCUACAAAACUCUGACCGGAUACUUGACAAAUUUACCUCUUUCCUCAAAAGAAAACUUUAGAAAAAUGAGCCAACGGGCUUUGAUUCUCAGUUGUGACCAGAGAUCGCCCAGGGAGAAAUAAUCCAAAAAUCACCACCUCCCAGGAGACGGAAAUGAAGCAGGAAGGGAAAGAAUUUGCAGCCAGGAGGAAAGUUCCGGGCUCCUGAUGGAAAGCGGAGAGCAGAGAAUCGCCCCCAAGGAGCACGCAGCCUUCACAACGUUUCAAGCUUGCAGAAGCGAAAUAAUGGCUUUGUGGGAUCCAGUGUCUGGGCCAAAGAUGGGGAAACCUGAGCCAAAGAAGCAGCCAGAGUGUUAAUUUGGCUUCUAAACAGUGGUAGGACUCCUCCAUGUUCCUUUUGUUGGUUUCAGUCAUGUCAAUUAUAAAAUAAGAGGAUCUGGUGACAACUCACUGUGUUUCCCGAAUGGUGGGCAGUGGGCCAGAGCACUGACCAGCGGUGGGGGAAUAGAGUAUCCAGGGCUCUGUCUCUGCAAUAAAUCACUUUGGUUGUAUGUGUGUGAUGUGCCCUGCUCGAGCUGGUGCUCAAUAAAUCCGAGUUUCCUUCU
Lemur catta (Ring-tailed lemur) is the source of this 5933-nucleotide messenger RNA. It is a transcript of the gene COL22A1, whose product is annotated as collagen type XXII alpha 1 chain. NCBI's taxonomy places the organism in Eukaryota, Metazoa, Chordata, Mammalia, Primates, Lemuridae. The transcript has 64 exons. Bases 113 to 4969 code for a protein of 1618 amino acids. The record is from RefSeq and is a predicted model, not a curated record.